AUGCAGCUGUUUGUGUUUAUCUGCCUGGUGGCUGCGGCGGCCGCAGCGCCACAGCAGUUCCUCCAGGACUUCAAUCCUCAGCAGUUUGUCAGCAGUGGCCUGCAGGCGGUGCGCAUACUCAGCCAGAGGUUCGAGCAGGACCAGGCUGGCAACUAUGAGUACGGAUAUGAACAAGACAACGGACAACAGGUGCAGGAGGUGGGCCGAGUGCUGCCGGGGUCCCAGCCAGAGACCGGCAGCAUCUCCCAGCAGGGCAGCUACCAGUUUGUUGGCGACGAUGGCAACACCUACCAGGCUCCAGCUCAGAUCCCCGAGUAUGAGCAGCUGAGGCGGGACUACCCGCAGCUGUUCUGGGCCGAGAACGGAGGCGCCGGCAUCAUUCUCAACGGCCAGCAGCAGUUCAAUCAGCAGCAGUUCGUUGGUCAGCAAUUUGACAGCCAGCAGUUUCAGCCGCUUACUCAGUUCAUCAACUAG
This is a messenger RNA of Pollicipes pollicipes, 474 nucleotides long. RefSeq lists its product as uncharacterized. The transcript has 4 exons. NCBI's taxonomy places the organism in Eukaryota, Metazoa, Arthropoda, Thecostraca, Pollicipedomorpha, Pollicipedidae. The record is from RefSeq and is a predicted model, not a curated record. The coding region runs from base 1 to 474 and encodes 157 amino acids.